AUGUUCUAAAAAUUUGGAUAGCAACUCAAACCUAUAAUAAAUAGAUCAUCUUCUGAAAACAAAAAAGAAUAAUCAAUAACUAAACCUAAUUAUCAUUUCACAUAAAAAAGAGAAAGAAGUGAAUCUAAAGUACAAUAAUCUAAAGUUGAAGAUUAAAAUUAGAAUAGCAUAAAACCAUAAACAAAUCUUAUUUAGAGUGUUCCAGCAUAAAGAUUGACAAUUAAGUUACCAGAUUUAAAAGGAUAUUAAAAAUAGAUGGAAAAAUCGACAUCAGGGGUUGAUUUAACUAAGAAACCUCCUCUUUUAAAGAGUAGAUUAAUAUUAGAUUCAAAAACUAAACUAUAAUAAUAAGGAUAGCAGAGUUCAUAAACAUAAAUUCUUCCUAUAAAGAGUUAAAAAGAAGAGGUUUAGGGAAGCUAAUAAUAAUAAACAAAAAAUAAAAUAAAAAUAAAUUAUUAUAGUUAAUCAAGAGCAGGGUUUGAUGGCAUAUAAGAUAAAACAAAUUAAGAUAAAGAGCUUUGUUUAUAAUUGGAUGAUAAUAAUUAUGCAUUUUCAGUAAUGGAUGGUCAUGGAAUGGAUGGUGAAUAUGUCAGUUCAUUUAUAAAAGAGUUGCUAAAAUGUAUAAAAAUGUAAUAUAUGUAGAUAAUAUAACUAAAUUUUAUAAGGCAUUUGAUUUUCAGAAAGUAUUCUUUGAAAUACAUCAAAAAAUGAAGUUUUAAUCAGAAUUUGGAUGUCAAUUUUCAGGAAGUACAUUGACUGUAGUUUUGAUAAAAGAGAAUAUUAUUUAAUGUGGAUGGGUAGGAGAUAGUAGAGCCAUUCUAGUUAAAAAGAAUAUUAAUAAUGGUUGUAAUUUAAAUGUAGUUGAAUUAUCCAUGGAUCAUAAACCACAUUUGGAUAAUGAAAGAUUAAGAAUAGAAUAAAAUGGAGGAGUUGUUGAUACUUAUCAUUUACCAAAUGGAGCACCUAUAGGACCAUCUAGAGUUUGGGCAAGAGGAGCUCAAUUUCCUGGAUUGGCUAUGAGUAGAAGUUUAGGUGAUACUGUUGCAGCUGCUAUUGGAGUUUCAUAAACUCCAGAUAUUAAAUCUAUCAAUAUUAACAUUCAAGAAGAUAUUUUUAUUGUUUUAGCAUCAGAUGGAAUAUGGGAAUUCUUAGAUAAUUAAUGUGUAUAUUCAGUUUAAUAAUCAAGAUUGCUGAACUUGUGUAUCCAUUUUAUCAGAAGAAUGAUCCUUAAGGAGCAUGUUAGAAAAUUAUUUAAGAAUCAGUUGCUGCAUGGAAAGCUCAUAGUGAAGGAAUAGAUGACAUUACUGCAAUUGUUAUAUUCUUUUAAUAUGAAUUGUGAUAAUGUUA
Molecule: messenger RNA, 1347 nt
Organism: Paramecium sonneborni
Lineage: Eukaryota; Ciliophora; Oligohymenophorea; Peniculida; Parameciidae
Source: the annotation of a GenBank genome assembly